AUGGUCAAGUAUUUUUUGAAAGCAUCAGCAGAAUUGGAUAAUGUUACCGACUUACAGCCAAUAGACACCACCGAGAAUCCGUUUGAAUACACAUUUCAUAUUCAAUGCACUUCGUGUAGACAGGUUCACGGAAAGCCGGUGACAAUCAACAGGUUUGAAAAACACGAAAUGGACGGAUCCAGAGGAGAGGCUAGUUUCGUGUUCAGGUGUCGUGAAUGUAAAGGCGAGCAUUCGGCUUCGAUUACUAGAACUAAGGAGACAGUGACCAUAGAGAAAACCGGUAAGUUCGUGCCAAUAUUGGAAAUCGAUGCCAGAGGAGUCGAAUUUGUUGAGUUUAUCCCUGAUGGCCAGUUUGAAUGCCGUGGUGCUGAAACCACUACACGUUUUGAUGAUGUUGACUUGAGUGACGGUGAAUGGUACGACUACGACGAAAAGGCCAAUGCCGAAGUCAGUAUCAUCGACGUCAAAUGGGAAGUCGCUCGUUCUUGA
Molecule: messenger RNA, 489 nt
Organism: Debaryomyces hansenii CBS767
Lineage: Eukaryota; Fungi; Ascomycota; Pichiomycetes; Serinales; Debaryomycetaceae
Exons: 1
Coding region: 1-489 (162 amino acids)
Molecular function (GO): zinc ion binding
Source: RefSeq, a predicted model, not a curated record